AUGUCUUUUUACACGCAAAGAAGAAUGCUCGUGUCGAAAACAGUGCAACUAACGGUGCUGACGGCAGCGGUCCUGUGGGGGUCGCGGACGGACGCGGCUACUUCCGCUGUGAAGCUGUGCGGCCGGAAGCUCGGCGAAAUCAUGAGCAGAGUCUGCCACGCUUACAACAGUCCCUCUUGGGAUGUGCCUACAGUGGUCGAGCAACCAGCCGCUGUGGUCCGGCGGAGGCGACAAACCGGUAUUGCUGACGAGUGUUGCACGUACGGAUGCACCUGGGAACAGCUGAGCGAGUACUGCGCAGUCAGCGCCAACUCGGAAUCACCGCUGGACUCCAUGGAAUCGCACAUGAUCGAGAACCGUUCGGCUGAAUCCAGCGCGGUGGGUGCGAGUAGAGUCGCAAGUGCGAGAAGUGAGGGUGCGGAGCUCUCGCCAGCGGCGGUAGGCAGCGAACAGUACGCGGGGCCGCGCGAGGUGGGCCGCGCUCGGAGUGGCGGGUACGGGCGCGCGGGCUGGCGCCGCCGCUGUCGGUGCCGCGGCCGACGCUCAGGCCGGCGGCGCCCAACCCUCAUGGGUAACAUGGUGUGUCUGACAUACGCCACCGUCUUGUUCUCUUUAUUUCUCACUAGUGAUGCCAAUUUUAUUAUUAAAGGAAAAUCACUGUUCCGACAAAUCUAA
Molecule: messenger RNA, 675 nt
Organism: Parnassius apollo (apollo)
Lineage: Eukaryota; Metazoa; Arthropoda; Insecta; Lepidoptera; Papilionidae
Source: the annotation of a GenBank genome assembly